Molecule: messenger RNA, 1761 nt
Organism: Anastrepha obliqua
Lineage: Eukaryota; Metazoa; Arthropoda; Insecta; Diptera; Tephritidae
Exons: 5
Coding region: 1-1761 (586 amino acids)
Biological process (GO): proteolysis
Molecular function (GO): serine-type endopeptidase activity
Source: RefSeq, a predicted model, not a curated record
AUGCUUUUAAAAUUUCAUUCGAAUUUCAGUUUACUAAAUUUUAUUAGUUUAGCUGCUAUCGCGAACAGUUUAUUUGAGCAGUGCAAUCAUAUGGUAGAUUUGAAGGCCGGCCACAAAAUAUUUAUAAAUUCGCCCUUCUAUCCAAAUCCAUUUCCGGCUGGCACUUCUUGUCGUUAUACGUUGCAGGCACCGCGCGAUUACCAACUCGAUUUCAAGUGCAAUAUCGAUAUAUAUAUGACACCCGCUGUGUCCACAGCUCAGUUGACUGGACGUUGUUAUGAUGAGAUUUUCUACUUCAACCGUGAAGGAAGUGAACUUUUAUCCGGCUCCGAAUAUUUUUGUGGCAGUGGCAGCAUGGAGAGGACAAGUUUUCUCAACCGUGCUGUGAUUUCGUAUAUAUCCACGCGUUCGCCGAUAAGGCCAGUUGGCGCUGGGCUGAAAGAUGCCACAAAAGUUGGCGUGCAAGGGGGCUCAACCACAACAAAUACAACAACGGCGGGAGCUGCGGCACUGAACGGCACACCACUGAAACCGAGUGUAUUUGAUAACACGACGUCAACACAUAUUGGCAUGAGCAAUGUGUUUGCCUAUUUAGCCACAAUACUGUCCAACAGCAUCGAGACAAGCGUUUUAAUAGCGCCACCUCCUCCAAAAGCAGACAAAAAUGUGAAAAACAAAAGCCAUCGCCGCAAAGUGACAAAACCAACGCGGCGUAUUUCUUCGACAGCAGCCAGCACAGAUUUGCUAUUGUUUUCUUUGGAUCCAUUGCACGCAUACAACGGACGAAAUGGCUCGGCGGAGCUAUCGAAUGCUGCUCACAUCAACCUUCAACCGAUAAGUAAUAUUAGCAAAUCGUUGGACCAACGCGAUUUUCGAAUUAUAACGUAUACGUCGAACUAUGACGGAUACGCAGGUGGCACGGGUAAUGGUCGCUUCUCUUGUUUAGUCGAGGCUGUUGAGGCACAUUGCGAUUGUGGCUGGAGCACGCACUCACUGAAAGUGGUGAAUCCGUCGUCCAGUGUGGCUGGCGUUAAUGAGUUCCCCUCCAUGGCAGGUGUGUUGACGGUGAAGUAUGGGAAGGUUUUCUGCGGUGCAGUUACAAUUCACCACCGCUUUUUCCUGUCCGCGGCGCAUUGUUUCAUAUCUGCUGCCACAAAUCGCUCGGAGCUGAUUCAGGUGGUUGUUGGCGAACACGAUCUCUCAACUGCGCUCGAGUCGGUCUACACCCGCUACUACAACAUCGACACGAUAAUUUUGCAUGAAAACUUUCGCGCAACCGCCAACCAGCUUCGCAACGAUAUUGCUCUAUUGCACACAUCCGAAACGAUCGAGUGGAAUGGUGGUGUGGCCCCUGCUUGUCUACCUUUUCGAUCGAUUACCGGCACAGAUGGUGGCGUUAAGCCGCCUAUAGCGGGUCAACGUGUGGAGACUGCUGGGUGGGGCAGCAUUUCUUUUGGUGGCCCGCAGUCCACGUUAUUGCUGACCACGCACUUGGAUGUGGUUGGCGCUGAGGAAUGCCGUAUUGCGUUGGGCGCCGUACCGCCAGCAACCUUUUGCACGUUCACACCGGGACGCGACACUUGUCAGUAUGACUCGGGUGGUGGAUUAUAUUUGCGCGAAGGAGGACGCUUGUUUGUUGUGGGCAUUGUUAGUUAUGGAUACGGCUGUGCUGCGCGGCAUCCUUCAGUCAAUACGAAGGUGGCUUCGUACAUACGGUGGAUUAAGAGCCAAACUUCACAAGUGACAUAUUGUAUAAAGUAG